Pecten maximus is the source of this 1139-nucleotide messenger RNA. RefSeq lists its product as uncharacterized. NCBI's taxonomy places the organism in Eukaryota, Metazoa, Mollusca, Bivalvia, Pectinida, Pectinidae. The coding region runs from base 57 to 1118 and encodes 353 amino acids. The record is from RefSeq and is a predicted model, not a curated record. The transcript is spliced from 6 exons.
UUCAAGAUGUCAGCGCCCAUGUGACAGCAGUCAAGUCACAUUAUCUCAUUACAAAAAUGGAAGAAGACGAUGUCAUUUUACGACAAAAGACAGUAAAACAUCUAACCCGCCUUUCUAUGGUUGUUUCAGGUCACAAUAUUCCUUUGUCAAAUUAUUUUAGGUUUGAUGCAGCUUUUCUCAAUAAUACAAAAACAGAAAAAUUGGAGGAAUGUCCGUCAUGUGGUCACACUUACCAGCAACCUGAGGAUAAAUUCCGACUUCAGGCUAAGAUCCCAAUGACGGGAAAGGUUCGCAAACUUCUCAGGAAAUACAUGCAAAACAAACAAUCAUUAGGGAAGUGUCAGCUUCAUAUUGUGGACAGAUAUCUCAGUAGCACAAAUUUAGUGAAACUAAGCUGCAGCAUCUGUGGAAAGAGUGAGAAAUUUCCAGGCCAGCUUCGCGAGAAGAGGAGUGCACAGAAAAAGGCACAGAGAGUUUUACCUGAAGAAGUCAGUUAUGUGUCAUUAAAAACACGAAAAGAAAAACGAAAGGAACUGAAAAUGAAGAACAAGCAGAGAAAACGAGAGAAAAUGAUAGACAAAUUCAACCAUGAUACACCAUCAUCACAUUUAGAGGAUGUUUCUGACAUAAAUUUGGAGAGUGAACUUGGUAGUUCGCAUUUAUCUACUGGUGGGACCGCAGACGAAAAACACAGUACUGAUCUGACUACUGCAACUAGCCAGGGAAUCUCCAAAACCACAGUGUCCCCAAACCAUGACCAAAGUUUUAUCAAGAGCACAGUGACCUCUGAAAUUGAACGUUGUCAAAACAAGGAAGCAUUGACCUCAAAAAGUACACUAUGCCAAAACAAGGAUGCGAUGACCUCCAAAAACACUGCACAAUGUCACAAGGAUGCUGUGACCUCUAAAAUUACACAAGGUCAAAUUAGGAAUACUGUGAACUCUAGAAUUAUUCAAAGCUGUAUAAAGGACAAAGAGACCAACACAGGACCAGUUGGUGGUAAAAGUGCUAAAAGACUUAAAUCCAAAAACUCGCACCAGCGACUAAGUCAGAUGCUGGCCCAACAAAACAAGGGUCGUAAAGGAAGCUCCCUGACGGAUUUUUUAUCAACAUUAUAAAUAAAAGAUUUUGAUUUAAGA